Messenger RNA from Heterobasidion irregulare TC 32-1, 2086 nucleotides. Its product is annotated as Metallo peptidase M20. The transcript has 13 exons. Gene Ontology annotation, molecular function: metallocarboxypeptidase activity. The coding region runs from base 105 to 1970 and encodes 621 amino acids. Gene Ontology annotation, cellular component: fungal-type vacuole lumen. Lineage: Eukaryota; Fungi; Basidiomycota; Agaricomycetes; Russulales; Bondarzewiaceae. The record is from RefSeq and is a predicted model, not a curated record.
GGAACAUCUUAGAGAACCAGAAUGGCGUUUGCUGCUCAUCUCACCCCUUCCCUCUGACUGACUCUUCGAUAAGUCCAACAAACAGGGUUUUUCUCUCGUGAAGUAUGGAGUCUGGGACGAACGCUCUUCACUCUGAUCACGAUGAAAAGGUCGCCUUCGGGCUGGACAGGAGAAUCAUGGCUGGCCGAGGCGAGCUUGACGAAGGACAAGACUCUCGCGCUAACUACUGGCGUCACCUCCUCCGUGCAUGGCACCUGUCUCAGAUCGUCAUCGGUCUCGCAGUCCUGGUCCUUCUCCUGCACCCUGCGCCGCUGAAGGCGAUCUCUUUCAGCAUGUCUGACGCUCUUAUCGUCGCCUUGGAUUGGAAGUUCGACGAGCCUACGCUAUGCCCACAAGUUGACCCGAUCGCGCCCGAGAUAUAUGCAGUGCUAGCGGACGCCUUGGACGAGGAACUCAGCACAGAGGAGUACAGGCUAUGGGCAUACGAGAGUCUGGGAGGCGCAGUAAGAAUACCAACGGAAACGUACGAUGAUCUUGGUAAACCCGGCGAAGAUCCACGCUGGGAAACGCGUCUGCUCCUUCACGACUACCUCCAGAACAGAUUCCCUCUCGUACAUGCAAACCUGCUGAAAACAGUCGUGAACCAGUUUGCCUUGGUAUAUCAUUGGCAAGGGACAGACGCGUCGUUGAAACCCGUGCUUCUGACCGCGCAUCAAGAUGUCGUACCGGUGGACCCACGCACUGCAGAUCAGUGGAUUCAGCCGCCCUAUUCAGGUUACUUCGAUGGCGAAUGGAUAUGGGGUCGUGGAAGCUGUGACGACAAAUCAGGUCUCAUUGCUAGCUUAACAGCUGUGGAGUCGCUGCUUCAGAAAAGAUUCUCUCCUGCAAGAUCGGUCGUGCUCGCGUAUGGCAUCGACGAAGAGCGGGGUGGUGUAGAUGGCGCGUCGCACAUCCGCGAUCACCUUCUGAAGACCUAUGGACGACACGCAUUUUCCUUCUUGGUCGACGAGGGGGGAGGAUACGAAGAACGCAAUGGAGUCAUAUUCUCAGCCCCCAGUGUAGCAGAAAAAGGCAAGCUAAAUGUGCGCAUCGAGGUCACGACUCCUGGUGGGCACUCUAGCGUGCCGCCUCCCCACACAAGCAUUGGUCUCCUCUCAGCACUCAUAACCUCUCUCGAAGCAAACCCGCUCCCUGCGACUCUCUACAGAAACAGCACCUACUUCCGCUCGCUGCAGUGCACUGCCGCACACGACCCUGGGCUCUCGGACGAAACGCGAGACCUGAUCGAUCGUGCACGGCUGAACGACGGCGCUUUGCGCGCUCUGCAGGAUGUCCUCACCAGCGCCGAUGAGAGUCGGUUCAGGGCCGUCACGGGAACGACGCAGGCGGUAGAUCUGGUCGGAGGCGGUGUCAAAGUGAACGCGCUGCCGGAAAGCGCGUGGGCGGUCGUGGAUCAUCGCAUUGCGGACCAUAGCACUGUUGUUGCCCUGCAAAUGCGCUACGUCGAUCUGCUUGCGCCGAUUGCCUCGCGUCUUAACCUCUCGUUCGAAGCUUUCGGUAAGCAAUUCGCGCACGGCAACAGGGAUGACGAGGACUUCGUCGGCCGUGUCAAAUUGACAGAUGCGUAUGGCACCGCGCUUGAUCCAGCGCCCAUCUCGCCCACGGCGGGCAAUGGUCCGUGGGAGCUAUUAUCUGGAACCAUACUGUCCACUCUAGAGACGGCGCUAAGGAGCAAGUAUGCGGAGAAAGACGCCGUGGUCGUGCCUGGCUUGUCCUUGGGCAACACAGAUACGAGGUAUUAUUGGAAUCUCACGCGGCACAUAUUCCGCUAUGGCCAUCGCGGCACGGAGGACGCGUACAACGGCGCACACACGAUCAAUGAAGCAAUCAAAGGGGAAGGCUUCGUGGAGAUGAUCCGCUUCUUCGCCAGAUUGAUACUGAAUGCAGAUGAGACGGGGCUGUUCGACUAGAGGCUGAAAUCAGUGGGUGUUUUUUGUUGUUGUACGGUUCUGUAUUUCGCACGCACGAUUGUAGCAAUGCUGUACCGGUGUCCGUUGUUCGUUCCAAGUUGGCACGUGAAGCAGUC